AUGCUAAGCAUCCGCGGUGUUGCCAGUCUCAGAGAACAACCAAUUAAAGUCAUCUUGAUAGCACGUGUUUUCCUUUCUUGUGGCAGGUUUGACAGCAAGAGCUUUUGUAGAGAUUGCCGAAGAAAUGUUAUACGAGAGUUCAAGGAGCUGAAGGAGCUAAAACGCAUGCGAAGGGAACCUCGUUGCACAAGUUGGUUUUGUGUGGCAGACACUGCCUUCCAAUGCGAGGUUUUUCAUGACACAGUUCAAGCUGACUGGCAACAAACAUUUUUAGAUGAAUUUGGAACAUACCAUCACUUUGAAUGGGCAAUUGGAAGUGAAAAAGGAAAAUGUGAUAUCUUGGAGUUUGAAAAUGUUGGAUUGAGGGGAAGAGUUCAAGCAAGUGGGCUAGAUCUUAGUGGGUUGCAUGCAUGUUAUAUAUCUUUACAGGCAUGGAAAAUGGAUGGACGCUGCAAUGAACUUUGUGUGAAAGCUCAUGCUUUGAGAGGUCGACAAUGCGUUCAUUGCAGACUUGUUGUUGGUGAUGGUUUUGUUACAAUUACGAGUGGGGAAAGCAUUAAAAAGUUCUUUGAGCAUGCUGAGGAGGCCGAAGAAGAAGAGGAUGAUGAUUCCAUGGAUAAGGAUGGAAAUGACUUUGAUGGUGAGUGCUCCCGUCCUCAGAAACAUGCGAAGAGUCCUGAGCUUGCUAGAGACUUCCUUCUAGAUGCUGCAACUGUAAUAUUCAAGGAUCAGGUUGAAAAGGCCUUUAGAGAAGGAACUGCACGGCAGAAUGCACACAGCAGUUUUGUGUGCCUUGGUUUGAAGUUGCUUGAAGAACGCGUGCAUGUUGCAUGCAAGGAAAUCAUUACCUUAGAAAAGCAGAUUAAACUUCUUGAAGAAGAAGAAAAGGAAAAGCGUGAAGAAGAAGAAAGAAAGGUGCGCCGAAGAACAAAAGAAAGGGAGAAAAAGCUCCGAAGAAAGGAAAGAUUAAAAGAGAAGGAAAACAAGGAGAUGGAAUGUGCUGAAUCAAAUCAAGAUCCUGUGGUUCCCGAUGUUUCAAAGGAGGACCCCACGCCCACUCUUGAUGAAAAUUCAAAUGUGGUCAGUAACAAAGAUUGUAUCAGUGAAACUGGUGAAGCUAUUUCAUCCAGCCCAUUGUCUCCAGAUAUUCAAGAUGCCCAGUUUUUGAAGGAUUAUGUAUAUUCAAAUACAGAAAACCAUUCAGAAGACAGUCCUAAUGGGGAAAUUGGCAAUAUUAGAGAUUCGAACUGCUCUUUCCCCCACAAUCACAUCAAAUAUGCUAGCAGGAAGCUAAAGUUUAAAAAAGACCCCAAACAGGAUUUGAACUUAAAAUGGUCAGGUGCGAGAAAAAGUAAUGUUGUUACAGAGUUUGGGGAUACUGUUAGCAAAUGUGAAUCGAGAUAUCAUGAUGAUGGCUUUGAUGUUAGAAAUAAUGCUGCAAAGAACAGUAGAACUUUUGGCUCAAAAUUUAGUGAAAAGUUUCAGGGUACCAAGAAUAGGGUACGAGGUGACAGAUUUGAUUCACAUGCUCGCAGCUGUAACCCUCAUGACGUUUACAGAGCAAGGCCUGAAUCACAUAUUACAAGAGCAGUCCGGGACCCCAAAUAUGUGAAUAAGUUGGAGGUCUCUGGUAUGUCAAAACCAUAUUAUCGUGGACUCAAGUAUAACCUAGUUGAGUGUUCACGUGAGAUGAGUGGACGACCUAAAAGUAAAAUUAUAGCUGGGAACAGUUCACCUAACAUUAAGCAAGUUUGGGAACCAUUGGAUUCACAGAAGAAAUACAUCCGAAGCAAUUCAGAUUCUGAUAUUAUUGCAAUUUCUACUCUCAAAGUUGAAGGUGCUGUAUCUGAUCGCCUCCCUGAAUUUCCUGCUACCAGUCAAUCUGACGAAGUGACGAGUAUUUCAGUAUCAACCAAUCGCAAGGAUUAUGGUUUUCAAGAUUCAAUUAUGUCUAGACCUGAAAAUGGCAGAAUUGGACCAAAUGGAUUUCAGACGGUGACAAAGUCCCAGCAAUCCUCAAAGGAUGUAGCAGAAGAGGAUGGGAAUGAGGAAGACAGCAGCACAUCCUCUUCAGACCAUCAAAUCUCGGAUUCAACAUCGAUGUCGGAUUCAGAUGAGGCCAGCCAAAGUUCAGAGGGAAGAGAAAGUUCACAGUGCCUUAAAAAUAUCUACACUGAGUGUAACGGAGUUGUGAUGGAGACAAGGCAAAGCGCAGAGAGGGGGGAUGGCACCAUUAGCCAGACACUUGACUGUGAUGGAACCAAUUCUUUCAGGAAUUUUCCUUUGAAAGCAACUUCAUAUUGUGAUAAUGGGAGAUCUAAUGUCAGUAUGGUUGUGCAGCCUCCAACUUUGCUCCCGCAAUUGCACAAUCAAAGCAUAGACUAUCCAAUGUUCCCGGCACCAACAAUACCUUAUUGCCAGACUCCAGUUUCUUGGCCAGCUGCUCCUACAAAUGGGUUGAUGCCCUUACCCCAUCACAGCCAACACUAUUUAUUUGCUAACCCUUUUGGAUACGGUCUGAACGGAACUGCACGGCUUAUGCAAUAUGGAGCCUUACAGCAUCUAGCUCCACCAUUACUUAAUUCUGCUCAGUUGCCUUUUUUCCAGCCAGCCGCUUGUGUUAAUGGCACUGGCACAGAGUGUGCCAAGGUUCCAAAUCUAGGUGUGCUAAAAGAAGCUGAACAUGGAUAUAAUGUACGGAAGGUUGCUCCAGCUAAUAAGCAGUAUACUGCGGAAGCACCAAAUGCUGUCGAAGCUGGGAAAAUUGUGAAGUCUGAAAUAUCAGAAAUAAGAAAUACAAACUUCUCUCUUUUCCACUUUGGUGGCCCUAUAGCUCUUUCAGCAGGGUCUAAAUUGGAUGGUGACUCUUUGGAAGAAGGAAUUGCUGGUGAUAUUUCUCCAAAUUUAUUAGUGAACCGACCUGAUGGUCAUGAUGCUUGCAAUAAGGAAGACUCUAUUGAAGAAUACAAUUUGUUUGCUACAACUAAUGGAAUAAAGUUUUCUUUCUGAUUUUGUCGAGUAAGAUGUCAAAAUGCUAUUUCUGAUUUUAGCCCUUAGUUAUGCUUUGUUUUUACCGAGUGUUAGAAACCAUUGUUCAAGUUUUAUUUCUAUUUUCUUGUUACUGAGAGAUGGAAGCUUUGAGUACUAUGUAAUUCCGUGCACAAUAAUCCUCUGGGAAAAAGAUUAGCAUUUUUUUCUAGUUUAUUUGAUUGCUUCACUUUGCUCUAUUUGUUGUUCGUGGAGAGAUCUAGAAAUUUCAUAAUGUACGAACUUUUUUUGAAUCUAUUCCGGAGUCUUUGUUGGGGUCA
Molecule: messenger RNA, 3308 nt
Organism: Olea europaea var. sylvestris
Lineage: Eukaryota; Viridiplantae; Streptophyta; Magnoliopsida; Lamiales; Oleaceae
Exons: 7
Coding region: 1-3009 (1002 amino acids)
Source: RefSeq, a predicted model, not a curated record